Alosa alosa (allis shad) is the source of this 936-nucleotide messenger RNA. RefSeq names its product putative gustatory receptor clone PTE03. Bases 1 to 936 code for a protein of 311 amino acids. Gene Ontology annotation, biological process: G protein-coupled receptor signaling pathway. Gene Ontology annotation, cellular component: membrane. The record is from RefSeq and is a predicted model, not a curated record. The transcript has a single exon. NCBI's taxonomy places the organism in Eukaryota, Metazoa, Chordata, Actinopteri, Clupeiformes, Clupeidae. Gene Ontology annotation, molecular function: olfactory receptor activity; G protein-coupled receptor activity.
AUGGAAAAUGGAUCUCACCCAUACUAUUUUUACCUAACUAUGUACAAAGAUCAACGGAAUAUCAGAUAUGUAUAUUUUACAUUAGUAUUGAUAUUAUACCUUGUUAUUCUGUGUUUAAAUAUAUCUAUUACACUGGUCAUCAUUUUGGACAAAAUGUUGCAUCAACCCAUGUACAUCUUGAUUGCCUGUCUUUCAGUGAACUCUAUUUACGGUGCCACUGGUUUGCUUCCAAAGAUGUUAACCGAUCUUCUGUUAAAUACUCAUGCAGUAUCUCGUUCUGCAUGUUUUCUACAGAUUUUAGUUGUCUACACUUAUGGGUCAUAUGAAUUUACUAUUCUAACAUUAAUGGCGUAUGAUCGCCAUGUAGCUAUUUGUGAACCCCUGAAAUAUCACAGUAUCAUGACAGCAAGGGCACUUACCAUAAUGGUAGCUGUUGCUUUGAUAUAUCCAUUGUGUGCCAUUGGUUCCAAUGUAAGCUUAGCUUUUAGGUUACCUUUAUGUGGUAAUGAAUUAAGAAAAUUGUACUGCAGUAACUGGUCUGUAGUUCAACUUUCUUGUGUUGACACUACAUUGAACAACAUAGUUGGAAUGAUCAUUACUGUAGUAACAGUUUUUCUUCCAUUGUUUUUUAUUUUGUAUUCCUAUAUUAACAUUCUUGUAAUUUGUCAAAGGAAAUCCUCUGAUUUCAAAAGAAAAGCCAUGCACACAUGUCUUCCACACAUAGUGACAUUUGUCAACUACUCAAUAGCUGUAUUUUGUGAAAUAAUUUUUAGUCGUUAUGACCUUCCAGAUGUUGUAGCUGUGAUUCUAUCUCUGGAAUUCCUUAUCAUACCACCAGUUUUAAACCCUCUUGUUUAUGGAUUCAAUUUUCUAGAAAUACACAGGAGAAUAAUUUUUUUCUUAACUCCCUUAAAAAUGUCAAUGACUCCUGAUUAA